Molecule: messenger RNA, 1690 nt
Organism: Calliphora vicina (urban bluebottle blowfly)
Lineage: Eukaryota; Metazoa; Arthropoda; Insecta; Diptera; Calliphoridae
Exons: 4
Coding region: 16-1668 (550 amino acids)
Biological process (GO): fatty-acyl-CoA biosynthetic process; long-chain fatty acid metabolic process
Molecular function (GO): long-chain fatty acid-CoA ligase activity
Source: RefSeq, a predicted model, not a curated record
AUUUAAACCACAAUCAUGAUAAGUCGUUUGCGUUCGAAGCUUGCUAAAACCACUUUCAACGAAGAAACCAAAAUUUGGCGGGGUGAAAUUGUUGAAACGGUUUUUGGAGCCCAAGAUUCCGUUGGCUCUGCUGCUAUAACAGCAUUAUUAAAAGAUCCCGAUCAUAUAGCCCAGAUUUGUUAUCCAAGUGGUAAAGAAUAUACAAAUCGGGAGAUAGCUACCCUCUCAAUACGAGUGGCCCUUAAUUUGCAAAAACUUAACGUAGUACAGCUGGAUGUAAUUGGUUUGUGUGCUGCCAAUAGUGAUUUUGUGGCUCCUCUAACAUUUGGUGCCCUGCUAUGUGGCCUGAGCAUUAGUACUUUAGAUCCUAGUUUUGAUAAAAGAGGAAUUGCUCAUGCCUAUGCCAUAACAAGACCCAAAAUAAUGUUCUGUGAUGGUGAAAUUUAUGAUAAAGUAAAGGAUGCUUUAGAAGAGUGCAAACUUUCCAGCACAAUUAUAUACACCGUGAGUAAACACAUUGACAAGGUGCCAACAUUGAUGGAAUUAAUGAAGAGUACUGAAGGAGAAAAUGAAUUCAAAGCGCCAGUUUUGCAAGAUGGUUGCAAUCAAGUAGCCAUGAUUUUGUGUUCAUCGGGUACUACGGGUUUGCCAAAAGGCGUAACCAUGUCACAUGCCAGUAUUUUAAAUGCUAAGAAAUUUGAAAUGCUUCCAACAGAUAAAUUCCUUUGUUUUAGUACCCUUUAUUGGUUAACGGGUCUUGUAACGUUGGUCCAUGGUACUAUAAAUGGUCUAACUCGCGUUAUUUCUAACCGACCUUAUUCACCAGAUGAUUUCUUUGAUAUAGUCGAAUGUUACAAAGUGAAUAUUGUUUUAAGUCCACCUUCACAGAUUGCAAUGACUCUCACAUCGAAGAGAAUAUAUGAAAGCGAUUUGUCCAGUAUUGAUCUGUAUAUGGCCGGUGGCAGUGCUGUUCCCUACAGUCUUGUUAAAAAAUUUAAGCAGUUUGCCUCGAAUGCCACCUUUGUCACUGGUUAUGGUAUGAGUGAAGUUUGUAAUUGGGUGGCAUAUCACGAAAUGGAUGCCAAAGAUUCAGUUGGUCCCUUAGGUAACAACAUUGAGGUUAAAAUUAUCAAUGAUGAUGAUCAUAAUUUGACCGCAAACGAAGUUGGUGAAGUGUGUAUACGUACGCUACAUCCCUGGGCUGGUUACUUCAACAAUCACGUUGCCACUAGCAGUAUGUAUGAUGAAGAUUGUUGGAUACAUAGCGGUGAUGUGGGUUAUUUCGAUUUUGAUGGCAAUUUAUAUAUAAUCGAUCGCAAGAAAGACAUUUUAAAAUACAAUAAUUUCCAUUUUUAUCCUACCGAAAUUGAAAAAGUCAUCAUGGAGCUAUCGGAUGUGGUUGAGGUGUGUGUGGUUGGUAUAUCCGACAUAAUAUACACACAUUUGCCAGCAGCAGCUGUCGUUAAACUUCCACAGAGCAAUUUGACUGAGCAAAUUGUAUGUAAUCAUGUUGCUAAUAGUAUGCAACAUUUCGAACAAUUGCGCGGUGGUGUUUAUUUCUUCGAUAGUUUACCGCGUACCAUAUCCGGGAAGACUCUUCGCCGCGAGGCUACCAAGAUCUGUGAAAAUAUCCAUGGGAAUAAUUUGUACAGCAGAAAUAUUCAAUAAAGUACUAUUAUGUUUUAUAAAA